Moesziomyces antarcticus is the source of this 2145-nucleotide messenger RNA. RefSeq names its product amino acid permease. The transcript is spliced from 2 exons. The record is from RefSeq and is a predicted model, not a curated record. Bases 1 to 2145 code for a protein of 714 amino acids. Gene Ontology annotation, cellular component: membrane. NCBI's taxonomy places the organism in Eukaryota, Fungi, Basidiomycota, Ustilaginomycetes, Ustilaginales, Ustilaginaceae. Gene Ontology annotation, biological process: amino acid transmembrane transport. Gene Ontology annotation, molecular function: amino acid transmembrane transporter activity.
AUGCACCUCGCCACCUCGCCUGAUUCGCUUGCCUAUCGCUCGCCUGCACGCCGCCCCGGAGGCAUCCUUCCUCUUAUGGCUGCUGCUGCUGCAUCCCUCCCUGCCUGGCUGCAGCACUGCAGCAGCAAGACGGAACGACGCGCAACCCAGUCGCCGCCGCCCCUCCAGCCAGCCACGCCGCCGCCGACGUUGCCCUAUCUCGUGGCGAAUCACGUUGCCGGGCCCUUCCCCCUUCCUUACGUGUCCCUCCAGCGCACCCCAUAUAACCCCUCGACAUCCGCUCCCACCAGCGUCCAAGAUCACCCCACCCAUCAGUCAUUGCUUGCCUUGGUAGCCGAGCUCCCUCUGCCGCGCAUCCUACCCUCCCCAUUCCUGUCGGAAUCCCCCCUCUGGACACUCUUCGCCUCGCUCUCGCACAGAAGAGUUCAUCUGCUCAAUAUGGGUGCUUGGAACAACUUUGUCGACGGCUUCAAGCCCGAGGUCACCGACGAGACCGCCUCGGACUCGUCGCCAUCCAACUACAACGAGAAGAACGAGAAGGACUUUGAGUCUGGCAAUGUCGUUGCCGGCUUCAAGGCGCCUGGUGAAGAGAGCGGCCUCAAGCGCAACCUGCACGGCCGCCACGUCCAGUUCAUCGCCCUCGGUGGCUCCAUCGGUACCGGUCUCUUCAUCGGAUCCGGUGGCUCGCUCGCCGCCGGUGGUCCCGGUUUCCUCAUGAUCGACUACAUCCUCAUCGGUAUCAUGCUUCUCCAGGUCGUCAUGGCCCUCGGUGAGCUUGGUGCUAUCUUCCCCGUCGCCGGUUCCUUCGCUGCCUACUCGUCCCGCUUCAUCGACCCCGCCGUCGGAUUUGCCAUGGCAUACAACUACUGGCUCCAGUGGCUUAUUGUCCUGCCCCUCGAACUCGUCGCCGCUUCCAUCGUCAUCAGCUUCUGGGACCCCAGCGAGGUCGUACCCAAGGGCGUCUGGGUCGCCAUCUUCCUCAUCGUCAUCAUCAUCAUCAACCUCUUUGGUGUGCGUGGUUACGGUGAAUUCGAGUUCUUCGGCUCGCUCAUCAAGGUCCUUGCCGUCAUUGGCUUCAUCAUUGCCGGUGUGGUGAUCAACGUCGGCGGUGGACCCGACGGAAAGUACUAUGGUGCAGAGACGUGGCACAACCCCGGCGCCUUCAGGAACGGCUUCAAGGGUUUCUCCUCGGUUUUCGUCAGCGCCGCUUUCGCCUUUGCGGGUACCGAGCUCAUUGGACUUGCUGCAGCCGAGACGGCCAAUGCGCGCAAGGAAAUUCCAAAGGCCGCCAAGCAGAUUUUCAUGCGCGUCACCAUCUUCUACGUCGUCUCGCUCUUCGUCGUCUCGCUCCUCGUCCCAUACACCGACGACCGUCUUGGAUCCGGUUCCUACGAUGCCAGGGCGUCCCCAUUCGUUAUUGCGAUCAGCAAUGCGGGCAUUUCCGUGCUUCCAAGCAUCAUGAACGCUGUGAUUCUUGUCUCGGUGUUGUCCGUCGGAAACACGGCGGUCUACGCUGCUUCGAGGACGCUGCAGGCCAUGGCUACGAUCGGACAGGCUCCCAAGAUCUUCACCUACAUUGACCGCAACGGACGACCCGUUCCUGCCGUCAUUCUGUCGCUCAUCUUUGGUCUGCUCGGCUUCCUCAUCUACGCCGGUGACAACGCGCGCAACACCACCUUCAACUGGCUGCUCGCCAUCUCGGGUCUCUCGACCAUCAUCAGCUGGCUCUGCAUCUGCAUCUCGCACGCCCGCUUCCGCCUCGCCUGGAAGAAGGCCGGCCACACGCUCGAGGAGCUCCCCUGGAAGUCUCCCUUCAGCAUCUACGGCUCGCUCUACGGCGCCGCCUUCAACGUGCUCGUCAUCAUCCUCACCUUCUACACUGCCGUCUGGCCCAUUGGCGAGGGUGACAUGACCAAGAGCGAGCGCGCCACUGCCUUCUUCCAGAGCUUCAUCUCGGUGCCCAUCGUCGUCUUCGUCUUCUACUUGCCUUACAAGUUUAUCAAGCGUACUCGCGUCAUCCCCAUCGACGAGAUCGACAUCAGCACCGGUCGCCGCGACCCCGUCCCCGUCGAGGUGCUCCGCCGCGAGCGCGAGGAGGCUGCCGCCCGUCCUGUCUACAAGAAGGUCUGGGGCUUCUUCUUCUAA